UAGAGGGCGCAGUAACCGCGUAUUUUGAGAAACGGCAGGAGGAGAAUAAUUAAUACUAUUAAAGAUGUCUCUGGCCGACGAACUGUUAGCGGAUUUGGAAGAUGCAGGAGAUAAUGAUGACGAACAGUUUUUUCAUCAGGAUGCCAACAUCCAGGAAGUGGACGAUAUUGCCAUGGAACCCGAAAUUACUUUGAUGUCGGUUCGUGCCAUAGCAAAAUUAAGAGACAGCGAAGAAUUAGAAAAAAUAAUGAAAGCAAUAGAAGUUAGAAGUAAAAAUGAAAGAAUAGAUGAAGUAAUAGGUCCAGUCGAAGCAGAUCCUGAAUACCAGUUAAUUGUCGAAGCUAAUAAUUUAGCCGUGGAAAUAGAUAAUGAAGUCAAUAUUAUACAUAAAUUUACAAGAGAUAAAUAUUCAAAGAGAUUUCCAGAAUUAGAGUCCCUAGUUCCAGGUGCUCUUGAAUAUGUUUCAACAGUUAAGGAACUCGGUAACGAACUUGACAAAGCUAAAAAUAACGAAACACUUCUGCAGUUUUUGACUCCUGCCACUAUAAUGGUUGUAAGUGUAACAGCAUCGACAACACAAGGCCAGCUUCUAUCUGAUGAUGAACUGAAAAUUGUUUUUGAAGCUUGUGAAAUGGCAAUAGAAAUGAAUAAUUUUAAACAGCAAAUUUAUAAUUAUGUGGAGUCUCGGAUGUCCUUUAUUGCACCGAAUCUGUCUAUAAUAGUCGGAGCUUCGAUAGCUGCCAAAUUAAUGGGUGUUGCUGGUGGUUUAACUAAAUUAGCUAAAAUGCCCGCAUGUAACGUUCUAGUUCUUGGUUCGCAAAAAAAAACUCUAACAGGAUUUUCGACAACAGCCAUUAUGCCACAUACUGGAUUUGUAUACUAUUCUGAUAUUGUACAAAACACUCCUCCAGAUUUAAGAAGAAAAGCAGCAAGGUUGAUUGCUGCCAAAUGUACUCUGGCAGCCAGAGUUGACAGCUUUCAUGAAUCUGUCGACGGUCACAUCGGUCACAACUUACGAGAAGAGGUCGAAAGGAAACUUGACAAACUGCAAGAACCGCCACCCGUCAAGCAGGUGAAACCUCUUCCCGCUCCUAUUGAUCAGACCAGAAAGAAGAGAGGUGGAAGGAGGGUUCGGAGAAUGAAAGAAAGAUACGCAAUUACAGAGCUUAGAAAACAGGCAAACAGAAUGAAUUUUGGUGAGAUAGAAGAAGAUGCUUAUCAGGACGAUUUAGGAUUUAGUUUAGGUCAAGUCGGAAAAUCCGGAACUGGCAGAAUAAGAGCUCCCCAGAUUGACGAAAAGACCAAAGUCCGAAUAUCCAAGACCCUACAGAAAAAUCUUCAAAAGCAACAAGUGUGGGGAGGCAGCACCUCCGUCAGGAGACAGAUUUCUGGAACGGCAUCCAGUGUGGCAUUCACGCCACUUCAGGGUUUAGAAAUUGUAAAUCCUCAAGCCGCAGAAAAGAAAUUGAACGAGACCAGUGGAAAAUACUUUUCCAACACUUCAGGCUUUUUUAAAGUUGAAAAGAAGAAAUAAUUGAUGUAUCAUAACACCUGUGACAUACCUCGACUACACUUAUGUUCAUUUUCUGAGAAAGAUCUCCAUUCUGAUUUGUAGGAAGAGAGUAAUAUGUACACCUCUAUUUGCGAUCUCAUUUCCUGAAAAUUUAAAUACUUACCAAAUCAAAAUAUU
Molecule: messenger RNA, 1690 nt
Organism: Centruroides sculpturatus (bark scorpion)
Lineage: Eukaryota; Metazoa; Arthropoda; Arachnida; Scorpiones; Buthidae
Gene: Prp31
Product: U4/U6 small nuclear ribonucleoprotein Prp31-like
Exons: 15
Coding region: 65-1534 (489 amino acids)
Biological process (GO): mRNA splicing, via spliceosome; spliceosomal tri-snRNP complex assembly
Cellular component (GO): precatalytic spliceosome; U4 snRNP; U4/U6 x U5 tri-snRNP complex
Source: RefSeq, a predicted model, not a curated record